Molecule: messenger RNA, 1095 nt
Organism: Achroia grisella
Lineage: Eukaryota; Metazoa; Arthropoda; Insecta; Lepidoptera; Pyralidae
Exons: 2
Coding region: 1-1095 (364 amino acids)
Source: RefSeq, a predicted model, not a curated record
AUGGAGAAUUCUGACACUCUAUUGCGUGAUUUGAAAAACCGGCGUAAACUCAUCAAAGCAUCAAUCACUCGCAUUGAAAACUUCGUGGCAGACCCUAUCAAUUUGGGGUCGUCUCCUGAAAUGUUUGCGGCGAGACGAGAUCGACUAACAAACAUAUUUAAAGAAUACGAAGAGGUACAAUUAAAUAUAUUAUCUUAUGACGAUAAAGAUGUGGAAGAUGUGGGCAUCAUAGAAGAUAGGUACUUUAAUGUAAUGUCAAAAAUAACCUCAAUUUUAAAGAAGUUAACUCAGACAGAUUCUAUGUGCACAAAUGUAUCCAAUUCUAAGCUGCCCAAUAUCGAAAUUCCGUCAUAUGAUGGCAGGGACUUCACCAAAUUUAAGCCUUUUAUUGAUUUGUUUUUGGCAGUAAUACAUAACAAUAGUUCAUUGUCCGAUGUACAAAAAUUAUUUUAUUUAAGAAAAUCGUUAACUCAUGACGCCUUAUCUGUCAUUGAGAACUUACCUCUUGUGAAUCAAUCCUACAAAGAGGCCCUAGAAUUGUUAAAUAAACGGUUUGAUAAUGAGGCAAGAUUAAUCUCUAAUCAUAUUAAUAUAAUUUUAGAGUUACCUUGUAUGCAGAAAGGUACUGCGGCCGCUAUACGGUCAUUUAUAUCAGGGGUACAGCAACAAAUGUAUGCAUUAAAAAAUUUAGGGCAGCCAGUCCAACAUUGGGACAUGCUGUUGAUAUCCAUACUUACUAAAAAAUUAGACCAGUAUACAAAUAGGGCUUUCCAAUUAGAUAGGGAUCCCAAUACACUGCCAACAAUGGUAGAUUUUAUUUCAUUUUUAGAACGGCGUGCUAUGGCGCUGGAAGACAGUGGGGAUAAAAGUAGCACUAUUACUUCAAAUAAAUCUCCCACUGCACAUAAUAAAGUCAGCAAUAUUGCUACUACUAGUAAUAAGUCUAAUAAGCUGUGCUUGUUUUGUCAAGGUACCGGCCAUGCUAUACAUGGCUGUCCUCGCUUCAAGCUGGCCGCCUUAGAGGACCGCUUGCGAGCCACAAUACGCUUCUGCACAAAAAUAAUAGUUCUCAUGAGAAUCAUGAGGAACCUGUAA